This is a messenger RNA of Paramacrobiotus metropolitanus, 3659 nucleotides long. RefSeq names its product insulin-degrading enzyme-like. Gene Ontology annotation, cellular component: mitochondrion; cytosol. The transcript is spliced from 20 exons. Gene Ontology annotation, biological process: peptide catabolic process. Lineage: Eukaryota; Metazoa; Tardigrada; Eutardigrada; Parachela; Macrobiotidae. Gene Ontology annotation, molecular function: metal ion binding; metalloendopeptidase activity. Bases 384 to 3434 code for a protein of 1016 amino acids. The record is from RefSeq and is a predicted model, not a curated record.
UUAUUUUACAAAAAGUAAUUAUCAGAAAUGAGUGAAGUGUUGUAAUACAAAGUUAAAUGAUCCACGUACGUUUAAUACGUAGCUCGUACGCAAGCGUAAGUAACCAGCCACUCUGCUGCCAUUUGAGGGGGGAAAUAUUUUCGACAGCCUUCUGACGUUUACGGCUUGCGUGUCACACCACAUACACACAGCGUGCUGAAAUUUCGUACGAUAUGGGUAACCAAUCCGUCCGGCGUACAGGACUCUGGAAAGUGCAGAUUCACAGCGGUCGCUCUGGCGACCCGACACUCGAUACCCAUUUGAAUUUUUUCGCAGUCACUCGCAUGUUUAUGGACAGUGGAAAAUGAUACUGGAUUUAUAAGUGGGAAUUUGACAAACUUGUUAUGCGAAUUUUCCUGCGGAUUGUGAGGAAUUUUGUUCUGUCUGCUUCUCCCUACAUUCCACGCCGAUCGAUUACAAUGGUGAACACAGCGGCGCCACCGAACCCUAUCAAAAGAGUCAUCGAAAACAUCCCUAAAUCCCCGCAGGAUAAUCGCGCUUACCGCGGUAUAAUCCUAGCCAAUGAUCUGAAAGCCAUCGUUAUCUCCGAUCCAGCUGCGGAAAAAGCUGCAGCUGCUUUGGAUGUCAACAUUGGAUGUAUGUGCGACCCAUGGAAACUUCAAGGUUUGGCCCACUUUUUGGAACAUAUGCUUUUUAUGGGAACAAAGAAGUUUCCGGAAGAAAAUGCAUUUGAAAAGUACGUUUCGGAGCACGGCGGGCAGUAUAAUGCUUACACGUGUGAGGAGCAUACUAAUUAUCACUUUGACGUGGCUGCCGAUUAUCUGGAGACGAGCUUGGAUCGGUUUGCGCAGUUUUUCAUAUCUCCUCUCCUUACCGAAUCCGGCACCGAACGAGAAGUGAACGCUGUGAACUCUGAGCACGAAAACAAUCUCACCAGCGAUAGCCGUCGUUUGGACCAUCUUAGCCGUGUUACGGGAGAUCCAAAACAUGACUUUAAUAAAUUUGGAACCGGAAAUAAGGACACGUUAUGGUUCAAUCCGCAAAAAGAAGGAGUGGCUGUUCGAGAAGAAUUGUUGAAAUUCCACCAGGCUUAUUACUCAUCCAACAUAAUGUCGUUGGUGGUUGUUGGAAAAGAAAGUCUGGACAUUUUGACCGAUAUGGUUGUGAAUAUGUUCAGCGAAGUUCCCAACAAGAACGUUACUGUGCCUCAUUGGGAGCGCCCUCCUUUCGCGCCGGAACAGUUGCAAACUCAGCUGAAAAUGGUUCCAGUAAAGGAUGUGCGUUCGCUGAAUAUUGUCUGGCCCACUCCGGAUUUUCACCCCUUUUAUAAAACAAAACCUGGCCAUUAUAUCGGCGGUCUGGUCGGCCACGAAGGUCCCGGAAGCUUGCUGUCCGCCUUGAAACUGAAGGGUUGGUCCAAUACUUUACACGCUGGAGAAGACGAUGGAGCGAAUGGAUUUCAGUUCUUCAUGCUCGGUGUUGACUUGACAGAAGAUGGUCUAGCCCACACGGAUGAAAUCAUUAAGAUGGUGUAUGAAUAUCUUAAUAUGCUUCGUGCCGCUGGACCCCAGGAGAGGAUCUGGGCGGAGGAGCAGCAGAUCCAGGAGAUUAAAUUUCGAUUCCGUGAUAAGGAAAAACCUCUGGGAUAUGCCCGAGCUUUGGCUGCGGGAAUGCAGAAAUACCCCAUAGAAGAAGUGAUAACUGGUCCGGUACUGGUGUCAGAGUAUCGUCCCGAAGUGAUAACUGAUCUUCUUAAAUACCUUGUUCCGGAGAAUAUGAGGGUGGCCAUUCUAUCUCAGCAGUUUAAGGAGAUUGCUGGUGAAAAAGAACCGAUUUACGGUAUCGAUUACUGUUUGGAGAAGAUCUCUAAGGAAAAAAUCGAAACGUGGCGCAACGUCGCUGUCACGGACGAGAUAGCACUGCCUCCGCCGAACGAUUUCAUUCCGCAGCAUUUCGAUAUUUUGCCACCUCCUACCGCGAUUCACCGGUUGCCUUUGCUUAUACGAAAAACAGAUAUGUCUCGUUUGUGGUACCUCCAGGAUAUCGAGCAUAAACUCCCGAAAGCCUGUGCCUUCUUUGAACUGUGCAGUCCCGCUGUAUAUAAAGAUCCUCUCCAUGCCAAUCUGACGCAUGUCUAUGUUGAGCUAUUCAAGGAUCAUAUUAACGAAAUGGUGUACAUGGCGGAACUGGCCGGGAUGAAAUAUACUGUUGAACAGUCAAAAUACGGUUUGACGCCUUCCUUGCAGCUACUUGUACGCGGUUACGAUGAUAAAAUUGACGUGCUGCUGAACAUGCUGGUGGAGAAACUUAUGCAUUUUAAACCCGAUCCCAAGCGAUUUGAAGUUCUUAAAGAAGUGUACGGUCGCCAGUUGAAGAACUUCUUUGCCAGCGAGCCGAAUCGCCAGAGCAUGUGGUAUUUCAACGUCCUGAUGAGUGAAUUAUGUUUCACAAAAGAGGAGUUAAUGGGGGCUAUGGAUGCACUGACCUUUGAUACAGUAGUGGAGUUAGGCCCGAAAUUAUUUGCGGAAACUUAUGUGGAAGGCUUUGUAUAUGGUAAUGUCAGUCGGAAGAAAGCGGAACUCAUGAUGGAUCAAGUGGAAACUGCCCUGCGCAGCAUUGCUACGAAAACGCCCGAUGCGCAUAAUCGUUUGCGAUUAGUGCAGCUGCGAGAAGGGUCCAGUUUGGUGUAUCAUCGCGAGAACGAUGUGCACAAAAGCUCUUGUGUGACCAAUUAUUAUCAGACAGCAUGUGAAGAUUCACGGAUGAAUAUGUUACUGGAGCUGUUCGAGCAGAUCAUCAAUGAGCCGUGCUUUGAUAUUUUGCGAACGAAGGAACAAUUAGGAUACAUUGUCUUCAGUUCGGUGAAAAAUGUUAGCGGAGUUCUGGGUCUACAGAUUUUGGUGCAAUCUGACCGAAAUCCAUCUCACUGUGAUCAACGCAUCGAAAGCUUUUUGCAAGAAAUGGAGAAAUUUUUGGAAAAUCUCACGGAAAACGAAUUCCAAACGCACAUAGAAGCUCUGGCCGUGAAGCGCCUGGAGAAGCCGAAAACAAUUAUGCAACAAGCUAGCAAAUACUGGAAUGAGAUCUAUGUACGUCAGUACAAUUUUGAUCGGGAUAAUCUGGAAGUGGCCAUACUGCGGACAUUAACGAAAACCGAUCUCUUAAAUUUUGUAAAGGACUAUUUAUUGCAAAACGGUUCUCAGAGGAAGAAGCUGUCCAUUCACAUUACUUCCACCGUUCCCGCCAAGAAUGCACGCAAAAAGCGCAGCGCUGAUGGUGAUGAAGUCAAAGAAGACAAGCCGACCGUAGAUCCUGCACCAGUUACUUUGACAGCAGAUAAAGUGGACAGUCCCCAGACUCUGAAGUCAAAAAUGGGCUUAGCGCCGCUUCCCCCUAAAUAUACUGAUGUGGAUACGGUUGUUACCGGCUACUAAAAUGUUCGAACUUUUAAUUGUCUCUUCUACGAUCAACUUGGCUGCAUUACGUUAUACGUUGAGCCACCCAAUCUACCUGAAAUGCAACGCGGCUAUUCUCUCGUUAUAUCUUGUGUUAAAACCCGGCAUAAUUUUGUGUAGCGGGCAUAAGUGAGCCCGAUUUUUAGUUGACGAUUGCAGAACUUAUUGCGCUAUUUUAUUUAUAUUAAAGUUUCCGAGGUUUAA